AUGGCUAUAGAUAGUUACAUGCUAGGCCACGAGAGGUGGUGGUAUAAACGGCGAGAGAUGAGUUGGGUAGUCGGCGGGUCACUAUGCUUCGAGCUGGUAGGGAGUGGAUGGGCAGGUCGUCGCCAAACCCUAGGAUGUGGGAACCGAUUCGGAUUAGUUUAUCAGACAUUCCGCGUGCCGAAGUCAUCCGCACCUCCAAGGGGAGAUCAUGGCUUUGGAGUCCAUACUGACCUCCCCUCCUCCAUCUCCUCUCAAAAGUCUUCCUUUGCUCCUGACAAAUCCAAUCCGCUUCACUCGAACGCAGACAGUAAUGGGAACUCUAGCAACGCUCCGCCUCUCAAUCUCCAGAAUCUGAUGAAAAAGAAGUCUCUCAUACCCGGUAAAAACUCCAUCCCUGCACCUGGACGACGCGCCUCGGCUUCAGAACAUGUGCUGGAGAAGGAGAAAGGUCCUUUACCUGGAUUUCCUAGGCGCGUUCAGACCUCGAAUCCCAACAUUGUUGCUUCGCACCCUCUGCCUCCACCUCUGUCGAUGUCUCCACUCUAUGCUGGCGCUGAUGUCGCUCUUAAACCAACUGAUCCUUCCCAGUCUCAUACUCUGCAAUCACCUACUGAAAAGGAUGCGCAUAUACCCGCCUCUUUUUCUGUUCCUGAUGUCUCUUUUGCAUCUCCUGCAAAGCUGAAUACGAAAUUCCAACACAUGCCUCAGCCUCAAUUUGGCGGUCCUCAGCGCACGAACGAAAACAGGAAUAAACAUAGAAGUGAGUUCGGCGAAGACGAAGCAACAUAUACCUACGAUGCAGAUUACGGUUCUGGUCAGAAUAAGAGAUACAAGAUGGAUGGUCCAGACAAAUAUCCUGGUCCAUUCUCCCCUGCCCCAUUGUCAAGUCCGCUGCGCGGGGCCACACGGAAUACCGCAACAGCCCUACAAGUUCAAAUCGUGGAUAUCGUCAACAUGCGGACAACGAAUCGGCAACAACGAGGGGCCCUCGAUAAACUUCUUGGACGUGAUGCCAACAUAUUCGUCGAAGAACAUAUGGAUAGUUACGAGGCCCUGAUAGAGUUGAAGUGGAAGAAUUGCACUAUGGACGAAUGGAUUGCUGGGGCCGAUGUACUCAAAGAUCCUCGAAUUUGUCAAGACUCAUAUGACAUGAAGCUCAAGUUAUUUGCAACCUUUGAUAUGCAAGUUGAUUCUCAUGGCGUUGUUCUCGAGGAGCGCCAGAAGGUUCUAGCUGGGGUUAAGCAGAAGUUGGUGAGCGAGAGUGGGAAUAUUCUGGGACGAGACAAGUCGUAG
Messenger RNA from Desarmillaria tabescens, 1293 nucleotides. RefSeq lists its product as uncharacterized. Lineage: Eukaryota; Fungi; Basidiomycota; Agaricomycetes; Agaricales; Physalacriaceae. The coding region runs from base 1 to 1293 and encodes 430 amino acids. The record is from RefSeq and is a predicted model, not a curated record. The transcript has 6 exons.